GUGGUUUAACAAUCCUAAUCCAGAAUGAUCCAGUGAGUCAGAUUUAAUCCAGAUUAAAACCAGUGACUCACCGUCUGAGAGUCAGAGUGAAAACAUACACAGGCGGAUGAAUUAUAAACAAGCUGCUGGAUAUUUGAGAGUGUAAAACUCUGAUUGUUUUUGGUGUGUCUGUUACUGGAUUACCAUUGUUUUAACUGGGAUUGAGCUGAAGCACAUGGCGCUGCUGAGGUCAGGCUGGCUGUGGAGGCAGACUUCUGUCCUCAAACGCUGGAAGUUUAACUGGUGUGACCUUUGGAUUGAUGGGAGUCUUUGCUUCUACAAGAACGAGAGCAGGAGAGAGCUGGAGCAACGGGUCAGCCUCAAGAUCACCUGUGUGGACGUGAGGUCAGGCCUCGAAUGUGGAGGACUGUCUCCUCCAGAGAGUAAUCCCAGGGAGAAUCUGAUCGUGGUUCAGCUCGCUAACGGCUCCACGGUUAACCUAUGUGCGAACAGUGAGGAUGAAUCCAUAGCGUGGAAACUGACUCUGCUCGACACCAGGAGAAACCCGGUGUUUCAAUACGACCCAUACGAUGAUUCAUACGAAGCUAUCCCCAUCAACAGCUACCACACCGUCUACAUCACACCUGGAGCAGGACCAGGGACCCACCAGGUUCUGGUUCAGAGGGACCCGUUUGAUGGGGUGAUCGAGCGCAUGGCUCUGGGGGUACUGGCCGGGAUGGCAGCAGGGACGGCCCUGAGAUCCUUCCUCUUCAUGCCCUUCUUCUUCUGCUGAGCUCCAUCACUAACAAGGAAGCACACUUCCUGUCUGUGGACAGAAACUACCCUCCGUUUUUGUACCGGAUACUUCAAAUGUAUUCCUGCUGCUCUUCUGGUUCUGUCUUUAUGCACUUUAGAAUACAACCCUUAAGGAGCAAACAUGUCUCCUGAUACUAGUGAACCUCAUGUACCGGUGAGCAUUUGCAAACGCCAUGACAUUUUGUCUGUAAUUCUUUAAUUUGCUGCCUGAAUUUUACACUUCACAUCUUGAAAAUGUGUCUUCGGUGAUCAUAAACACUUUAUGUAUUAAAAAUAUAAAACGUGAAGCUGAUUCAAAAUGAUUGCCUGGAUGCAUACAGAAUAACUAAUGCAUUUAACUACAUGGUGUUAGUUUGCUAAACCAAUCCCAACUAUCUUUGCAGAUCUGUUCACACAUACUUUUGUGAUUUCAUCCAUGGAUUCUUUUUGCCAUUUCUGCCUGUGCUUGCUUACAGAUUAAAGGUAAUUUGCCUCUGCUGAAGAAGACCUGAGAGCUCAGGAAAUAGGUUAUAAGUGGACCUUAAAUUGGGAUCAUUUGCAAGAUCAAGAAGACAUUUAGAAGGGAAACGUUUGAGUGAUAGGUCACAAUGAGUUUAUGAUGCUUCAGAUGAAAUCAUGAUGAUUUAUGUGUCAAAAUAAGGCUUAAAAGCAGCAGACAAAGUGAGUAAGGUCUCCUUGUUUAAGGCCAGAAUGAGCUCUCAUAUUUAAUGCAUUUGCAAAAGCACAGUCACAUUUCAAAGUAAAACGUUGGACAAAGUUGGAUUCCUGUAUUCAU
Messenger RNA from Eleginops maclovinus (Patagonian blennie), 1570 nucleotides. RefSeq names its product pleckstrin homology domain containing B1 (gene plekhb1). Bases 215 to 772 code for a protein of 185 amino acids. Lineage: Eukaryota; Metazoa; Chordata; Actinopteri; Perciformes; Eleginopidae. The transcript has 6 exons. Gene Ontology annotation, cellular component: membrane. The record is from RefSeq and is a predicted model, not a curated record. Gene Ontology annotation, biological process: regulation of cell differentiation.